Messenger RNA from Haliotis rubra (blacklip abalone), 3336 nucleotides. Its product is annotated as GDNF-inducible zinc finger protein 1-like. The transcript has 4 exons. Lineage: Eukaryota; Metazoa; Mollusca; Gastropoda; Lepetellida; Haliotidae. The coding region runs from base 71 to 2542 and encodes 823 amino acids. Gene Ontology annotation, biological process: regulation of transcription by RNA polymerase II. Gene Ontology annotation, molecular function: RNA polymerase II transcription regulatory region sequence-specific DNA binding; DNA-binding transcription factor activity, RNA polymerase II-specific. The record is from RefSeq and is a predicted model, not a curated record.
GAAACCGACAUGUAGAUCCUCGUUCUACGUUAUCCCACUAUCCACGUUGCACGGAAUCCACGCCCCUAUCAUGCUGUCGAAUGAUGGUUUUCCCGUAAAGUCGGAAAUGUACGACUCCACCAUGAUACCGGCUGCUCCUAUCAUGUACCUGGGCUGCCCUCGAUGUGACGGCCUGCUCGGCACCCAGGACAUGUAUGCACAUCACGCCGCCAUCUGUGACGGUAACCGGCAGACCUCAUCAUGUCAGCUGUUUGCAUGCCCCAGAGACAUGUUUCUACAACUUCUCAGCAAAGAUGUCGAACUCAUAUCUGACUUCUCCAUUUGUGAACUUGACGAUGCCAUUCUAAAACAAGGGAAACAAAUUCUUCAUCCUUCAACCUCAUCAAGUUCAGUACAUAAAACGAACAGUGUUCAUAUUUUGGGGAGAACUAGAUCUCAGGAUUACACUGUUGAGGACAAAAAUGUUCUGAGUCCAAGUAUUGAUUCUCCAAAUACAAAUAUAGUUGAUGUUCAUUUAGAUGCUCUGGAGAAAGAUGUCGGCAAGAGUCAGUUAACCCUCUCCGAGGCAGAGCAAGCAGCUGAAACUAUGUAUAACAGUUUUGUUCAAGAAACAGAAAACAUCUUUUCAAAAGACGAUAAUCAGAUUGAUGCUUGCAUGACGGAUGAAGACGAAAGUUGCAAGACAGUCCUGGAAACUGAAGACGCAGUGGAUAAGUCUCACUGGGAUGAAUUUGUGAAAGAUAAUCACACUGUGUAUAGGUGUAGACUUUGCAGCCAUGAAUCCAACUAUCUGGGUUUUAUGAAGCGUCACAUUCGAGCCCACAACAAUGGGGAAGUGCUGCAAUGUGACCAGUGUGACUUCACCACAAUUUGGAAGAGUCAGCUGCAGGUGCAUAAGAGUAAACAUGCUCAGCCCAGCUUCCUGUGUGAACACUGCCCCAGGAGAUUCAAGAACAAGUCAAGUCUCACCAGACACAGUGCCAAGAAACAUAAUGGCAAGAGCAACUUCUUGUGCACAUACAGCCAGGACUGUGGAUUUGUGGGAGUCAACAGUGCAAAUCUCAGAGACCACAUGAGGAAACACACAGGAGAAUUGCUGUUUUGUGACUAUGGUCAGUGCAAGUUCAUGACCAAGUUUGAGAAGGCUCUGAGCCUUCAUAAAGCUAAACACCAGGGAAUAACAAGGUACGUGUGUGAGAUUUGUGGCUACAAGACCAUAGAGACAGGCAGCUUCAAACGCCAUUGUCUGAUCCACAACGGAAAGAAACUGUUUAAGUGUCCUGAUUGCUCAUACAAGGGAACAUCAAGAUACGUUGUUGUGAAGCACAUCUACGGUAAACAUAUUGACCACAAGAGAUACGCUUGUAAUCGCUGUGACUUCAAGACAGCAUACUACAGUGGACUGUCCAUGCAUCUCAUGGCACAUGAAGGCAUCAAACCAUAUAAAUGCAGCCUAUGUCCUUACAGAAGCAAUUUGUCCAACAAAGUCAAAAGACACUGUUCCCAAAAGCAUGUUCAAAAUGUUGCCAAAGUUAUCAAAGUUGAGAACUGCCUCAAAUUUGAUGUAAAAGAUUAUCUCAAUCCAGAUGUUCAUAAGAUUGAUGUGAAAGUGAUCCGCCUUAACGGGGACGGCGAAGAAGAACAAGAGGAAGAAGUAGAGGAUCUGGCUGGAGAGGUUGCAGCAGCACCAGUAGCUCUUAAUGCAGACAUUGUGGAGGAUGAAGGGCUUCUAUGUGAAUCUAGGAUCUCAUCUCUACCACAAGGAAGCCCUGACGACCUUGAGGACAUGUCCAUCAUGGGCGGAGGGUUCAGUCUGUGCAGUGACCCAAACUUUCCUCUAGAUACUGUUCCCCAGAGCUUCCAUUCAGAGGACUCUAACAGUGUUUUUGGAACCAGGAAUGUGCGGUUGGAUUCUGCUGCAGGGCCUGUACUUGACCUGAACAAGUUUCAUGUUGAUAAGGGCAAGAUCCCUUAUCUGGACUCUCCAGAAGCCAGCCUUCACAUGACUGAAGGUGCCGAGCAGAUUUUAUCGGAUAUAUCUGAGAACUUUACGAAUGUGAAGACCAAUCCUUUCAGAAGUGUUGGGUUGGGGUUACGAUCUGAAAGUGUCGACAAUCUAUGUCAGAUAAAAUCUCCAAUGUCAAAGUCUACUGAGUCCAUUGAUACCCUUGAUCUUGCAUUACAAAUAGACAAUAAGAUCAUGCAAUCACAGGAAGUUCCUGUAAGCUUUGAAACCAAGACCCAUCUUCCUGUGAUGUCAGCUUCCUCUCCCCUGUUCCAAGUGAUACAGCUUCCAUCCACCUUACCAAUAAACCAAGCCUCCAGCUGUAUAGCUGAACCUGCCAAACCCCUCCGAAGUUUGCUGUCUCCAGAUGUUAUGAAAUCCCUGUCUGGAACCUCAUCUGAUGUCAGUGCCCCAGCUGAUGCUAGUCAACAGCAAAACCAAAUAUCCAUUGUGUUGAAAGUACCAGCUGGUGGUGGUCAAGCAUCUGGAAAAACUGCUAUCCUCUCCCUUCCACAAACUGAUGCCAACCUGAAAUAAGACUUUUAAUGCUUGGUUUACAAUAUUUUUGUUCCAUUGUCAAAAUAAAGUGAAACUAUGUUGCAUGUAGAGUCAGUAGGUUGAGAAUUAAUUCAUUAACUUUUUCUGUAUUUCAUUUUUAUGAAAUAAGAUGUUAUAGAAUUGAUGGCAUUUACAUGAGAAGCAACAUGGUAAUGAAUCCCAGUGAAGCUAUGGUUAUUAAAUGCAGAAAUCAUUGAGCAUUUAUCUCUUGUCUCAGACAGGGAAACAGUUUGUUAUUCUAUUCCCCUUACAUGUCAUUGUCAGACCUAGAGGUUAAAGAAAACGUGGACUUUUUAAUAAUCCGCAUUCCAGAUUUUAAGUGUUGUUUGAUCACCCUAACAAGAAAUCUAUAAUUAACUCACCCCUAGCAUGAAAUUAACAAAAAUAACUUUCCCCUAAAAAUAAAUGUAAUAACUCACCCUUAACCGAAGUAUCCCCGCGUGUUGUUAGCUUGUUGUUAUUUGUUUAUUAGAAUGAAUUGUGAUACUGUUAUUACCCAUUGGCUUAUUCUACCUCACUGUGCAGCAAAUGCACACAAUGGUUGUCAUGGUGUUGGCCUUUACAUAUGGCCACCCAACAAAUGAUUCUUAAAUAUGCGUAUUGUAUAUGUAUGGAAUGAAUCAUGUUAUUGUGCAUUGGGUAUGUUACAACAAGGUGAUUUACACACCUACCCCUGCACUGUGUUGAUGGCUGUUAACAUCUACUUGACCCUUGAUGUUGUUAUUUUGUUGAUAACUCAAACAUAUAUCUUGGAAUGAAUCCUGUUGCUCCUU